AAAACAGGUCACGUUCACUAGCCACGAGCCAAUAGCCGCAAAUACCACCCUCUCUCACUCCUCACCAGUGGCUUCCCUCUUGUACUUUUUUUUUCGCGCCAAUUUUCUCUUCUCGACUUUCUCUGUUUCUCAAUGAAACCCUAACCCUCAAUCUCAUGCCUUCAAGGCUUCAAUCUCAACCAACUCAGGGUUUCACAGAGAUUUCAAUUCCAAAAUAUCACUAAGUCCAACAAAACGACAACGCUAUAACUAUGAAACGGCCUUCAACUAGGGAGGAACCUCCCUCAAAACGCGCCAAAACCUCCAGAGGAGAAGAUGAUUACAUGCCUGGAAACAUAAUUGAGAUUGAACUUCGUAACUUCAUGACUUAUGAUUGUUUGGUUUGCAAACCUGGAUCACGCCUGAACCUUGUAAUUGGACCAAAUGGGUCGGGUAAGAGCUCAAUUGUGUGUGCCAUUGCACUUGGACUUGGUGGUGAGCCUCAGUUGCUUGGGAGGGCAACGAGUAUUGGGGCAUAUGUGAAGCGCGGGGAGGAGUCUGGGCACAUCAAAAUAUCCUUGAGAGGAAGUACAAAAGAUGAGAAGAUUACCAUAAUCCGCAGAAUUGAUGCACAUAACAAGUCAGAGUGGUUGUUCAAUGGAAAAGUGGCAUCUAAGAAAGAGGUCACUGAAAUCAUGCAACAAUUCAACAUCCAAGUCAACAAUUUGACUCAAUUCUUGCCACAAGAUAGGGUAUGUGAAUUUGCAAAGUUAACUCCUGUGCAACUUCUAGAAGAGACUGAAAAGGCUGUCGGUGAUCCUCAACUUCCAAUCCAACACCGUGCUCUUGUUGACAAAAGUCGUGAACUGAAGACCAUUGAAAUGGCUGUUAAGAGGAAUGGGGAAACAUUGAAUCAGCUGAAAGCUCUUAAUGCUGAGCUUGAAAAAGACGUGGAGCGUGUCAGACAAAGGGAAGUGCUUCUAAAGAAGGCUGAAUCCAUGAAAAAGAAAUUGCCAUGGCUGAAGUAUGACGCGAUAAAGGCUGACUAUUUGAAAGCUAAAGAGGCAGAAAAGGACGUAAAACAGAAGCUGGAGGAAGCUGCAAAAACUUUGAAUAACUUGAGAGAACCUAUCGAAAAACAGAAGCUUGAAAAACCCCAAAUGGAUGCUAAAUGUAAAAGAUUAAGCAAUCUCAUGAAGGAAAAUGCUAAGCGACGUAUGGAGUUACUGGAGAAGGAAAGCAGUUUGGGGGUGCAAAUUCGUGGAAAAUACAAGGAAAUGGGAGACUUGAAGAAGGAAGAAGAAACACGCCAACAAAGAAUCAUAAAAGCUAAAGAGGAUCUUGCAAUUGCUGAAGCAGAACUUCGAAAUUUGCCUGUCUAUGAACCUCCAAAAGAUGUGCUUGAUAAAUUACGCACUCAGAUUUCUGAUUUAAAAGUCUCUGCAAAUCAAAAAAGAAUUCAGAAGCAGGACAAGGAGAAAGUUUUAAAUCAAAAGAACAUAGCACUGAGGCAUUGUGUUGACAGGCUGAAGGAUAUGGAAAAUAAAAACAAUAAGCUCUUACAAGCAUUAAGAAAUUCUGGAGCUGAAAAGAUAUUUGAGGCUUAUCAUUGGCUGCGAGAACAUCGUCAGGAAUUGAAUAAGGAAGUCUAUGGGCCUGUUUUGCUUGAGGUUAAUGUCUCUAAUCGGGAUCAUGCUGACUACUUGGAAGGUCAUGUCCCAUAUUAUAUCUGGAAGUCUUUCAUAACCCAGGAUCCUCAUGACCGGGACUUUUUGGUAAGAAACCUGAAGUCAUUUGAUGUGCCGAUUUUAAACUACGUGAGGGAUAAAUAUCGUCAUAAGGAGCCUUUUUUCAUUUCCAAUGAGAUGCGUGAGCUUGGCAUCUAUUCACGGCUCGACCAAGUUUUUGAAGCUCCUGAUGCUGUUAAGGAGGUUUUGAUCAGCCAGUUUGGGCUGGAACAUUCUUAUAUUGGGUCAAAGGAAACUGAUCAGAAGGCUGCUGAGGUGGCAAAGUUGCGAGUUUUAGAUUUUUGGACUCCUGAAAAUCACUACCGGUGGUCUGUUUCCAGAUAUGGUGGUCAUGUAUCAGGAAGUGUUGAUCCAGUUGAUCGCUCACGUCUUCUUCUCUGUGGUUCAGAUGUUGGGGAAAUUGAAAGGCUGAGAUGCAGGAAAGAGGAGCUGGAAGAAGCUGUUAGUGCUUUAGAGGAGGAUUUAAAAUUGCUGAUGACCGAGCAAAGAUCCAUAGAUGAAGAAGAGGCUAAACUUCAUAAACAGCGGGAGGAGAUUGUCAGCAAUGUGACACUGGAGAUGCGAAAACGGCGUGAAAUGGAGAACCGUGUUGAUCAAAGGAAAAGGAAACUAGAGUCAUUGCUGAGGGAGGAUGACCAGGAUGCUGUUAUGGCAAAACUGAUUGAUGAGGCUGCAAACCUUAACACUCGGCGGUUGCAAUGUGCAAUUGAUAUUAAGAAUUUACUCGUCGAGGCUGUUAAUUACAAAUGGAAUUUUGCUGAAAAACAUAUGACCUCCAUUGAGUUUGAUGCGAAGAUUAGAGAACUGGAACACGGUCUGAAGCAGCCUGCAAAAUUUGCUCAACAAGUAGCAUGCCAAUUGGAGUAUUGCAAGAAGGAAACAGAGGAUCAUCGACAGCAACUCUUGGCUGCUAAAAGACAUGCAGAAUCAAUUGCUAUCAUCACUCCAGAACUUGAGAAGGCUUUUCUUGAGAUGCCAACGACUAUUGAGGAAUUGGAGGCUGCUAUUCAAGAUACUUUGUCUCAAGCCAAUUCCACUCUUUCCCUGAACCAGAAUGUGGUGGAAGAAUAUGAACACCGUCAGGGAAAGAUAGAAGCCAUUACCAAAAAACUUGAAGCCGAUAAGGAAGAACUAAAAAAGUGUUUAGCUGAAAUAGAUGCCUUGAAGGAGAGUUGGCUUCCAACUUUGAGAAGCCUUGUUACUCAGAUUAAUGAAACUUUCAGCCAUAACUUCCAGGAGAUGGCAGUUGCAGGAGAAGUUUCAUUGGAUGAGCAUGACAAUGACUUUGAUCAAUUUGGAAUAUUGAUAAAAGUGAAGUUCAGAGAAGCCGGACAACUUCAAGUUCUUAGUGCUCAUCAUCAAUCUGGAGGGGAGCGUUCAGUUUCAACCAUUCUGUAUCUUGUUUCUCUUCAAGACCUCACAAACUGCCCGUUUAGGGUAGUUGAUGAGAUAAAUCAAGGAAUGGACCCCUCAAACGAAAGAAAGAUGUUUCAGCAACUAGUGAGAGCUGCAAGCCAGCCAAACACACCACAGUGUUUCUUACUCACCCCAAAGUUGCUACCUAAUUUGGAAUACAGCGAGGCAUGUAGCAUUCUUAAUAUAAUGAAUGGACCUUGGAUUGAGCAGCCUUCCAAAGCAUGGAGCAGUGGAGAAUGUUGGGGGGCUGUCACAGGGCUUUUGGGAGAAAGUCGAUGCUGAAAUGUCAGUUCUAACAAAGACGCCACCGUGGAAUCCUUGACUACUAACGUCCUGUUGAGUCUCCAUCUUCAAAUAAAUGCAAGCACCGUUUAACCCCUCAUCAGCCGGUUUUGUGGAAAGCUUGAAAACUUCCUUGAAUAUGGCUGUAUAAUUUAUCACCUAGUGUCCUUUGCAGUAAAUAGUUUUAUUUUCAUUUUGCGGAUGCAUUUAUCAUCCGAAGCAGGGAUGAAUGGCUGGUUGAUUUGGAGAUUUUCUUAAGUGAUGUCAAUAGUAGAUUAAUAGCCUGCUUGUGCUUUGAGAGCUCACUCAUUUGAGAAUUUCAUGGACAGUUCCCUUGAAACUAUAGUGAUCAAAAACCUCUUCCCCGGAUGCUGUAAAUAUAUUAAAUUGAGCAAAUCAGAUGUUAUGUAUUUAAACA
Molecule: messenger RNA, 3843 nt
Organism: Populus nigra (black poplar)
Lineage: Eukaryota; Viridiplantae; Streptophyta; Magnoliopsida; Malpighiales; Salicaceae
Product: structural maintenance of chromosomes protein 5
Exons: 30
Coding region: 252-3425 (1057 amino acids)
Biological process (GO): double-strand break repair via homologous recombination
Cellular component (GO): Smc5-Smc6 complex
Molecular function (GO): ATP hydrolysis activity; ATP binding
Source: RefSeq, a predicted model, not a curated record